AACCAUAGGCAAACGUUCCUUGUGGAAAAGUUCUAAGUUCUUUAGCUUGUUUGUGUUCAUGGAAUUCAGCUGCAACUAAAUGUUUUGCAAAAAAGACUUAAUGUGAAUGAUUUUUUAACUUAUUGGAAUCAAAACUAGGAAUUGGACUUGAUAAUCAGAAUCGGAAUCGCUAAACACCCAACCCUAUAAUCAUAUUUCAUAUUUCAUAUCAAAGAAACCUGCAGGUAACCUGUGAGUGUGCUUCAUGAUGCUCUUCUAUUUCAAAGGCACCAUUUGUUGCUGGGCAACUGGAUUUUUGUCUGAACCACUUAGACAUCUUCACCCCAGUGCUUCUAGGAUUCAACCCCGUACAUAUGGCGAGGAGUGAGCAAAUGCAGGACUGUUCAUUUCACUUUAAAGAUGUUGCAGAGAGGAUGGCUGCAGAGCAGAGACAUAAAAAAGCAUACGUGCUAAAUCCUGUGUUGGGGGCUGAGGCCAUCAGCGGAUCGUCCAGGAUGAAAGGGGGCAGUGCAACUAAAAUCAUUCUGGAAACUGUUCUUCUGGCCGGACAUGAAGCUGCAUUUAGAGACAAGACGAUGACACCUGAAUACAUGUCUGCCUGGAUCACAGCGAGUGAGAUGGUUUAUGACACUACUUACUCACACAGUGAUGAACUUGCAGCCCUUAUUCACAAAGCAGGAGAGAGCCUUCAAAGGAAAGCACAUGUGUACUAUCUCGGAUGGAAAACUCUUGGCAUUAUAGGAAUGACUGAUGCCAGUGAAUGUAUCCCAACAUAUGGAGCAGAUUUUGGUGACAUCAGAGGUUUCAUGAACAACGGUUUCAGCGAAAUGAAAAACAAAGAAGGAGAUCUAUCAUGUUUGGGACCAGAAUUCAUAAUUGGUCACAAGGAUUUUGUGGACACCAUCUUACAUAGCCUGAGUCAAAAUGACAUGAUCUUAUUUCUGUUUACAGUGAAUGAUGACCUACAUGAGGUGAUGGCGCUGGCAAAUCAACUAAGGCAAAGGACAUCUAAUUUGCAUGCAAUUACUCAUGACCUUGAGAAAUUCACCAUUCCCGAAACAGUUUGCCACAUGUUUGAAACAGUCCUGAAUAUCACAUGGCCUUUUUCUUCAGCGAAAGACAACUCAGUUGUAAUUAGACAGCACUGGGAGCUUUCAACCAAAUUGUGUCUUAAUGCAAUCAGCACAGGAGCUCAUGUACUGAAGGGAAAAGUCUACAUGAAUUACAUGAUAGAUCUCAGAGUAACUAACAGCAAGUUGUACAGGAGAGCGAUCAACAUAUUACAGCGGUUCACAGGCUGCUCCAAAACCCAGUGUGAAAGUGCUCUACUGAGAGCCAUCUACAGCACAGAUGACCUGACUGAAGACAUGACAGCAGCAGAUGUCCACACACACACAGAUGCAGCUAACACACGGGAGCGAGUGGUCCCGACUGCACUGGUGAUGAUCCAGAGUGGCUGCACUCAUGCUGAGGCACAGCGUCAUUUGGACCGUCAUCCUGUAAUUCGAGAUGCAGUGAGCGCCUGCCUCAACUCCUCAAAAACAAGAGCACUGUGGACUGAACACACCAUAAAAUGAUGCAGAAAUAUUACAAUAAUGUAUUGGUUUCAUUCAUUCUUUGAAAAUGUGCAAAUUUAAUAAUAAACGAAAAGAAUUAUGACCCAGAUUCUUUUCUGUGAGGUUUACCUACAAAAUUGUUUACUUUAUCCUGUGAUUCGAAAUGAUGCAUUCUCACAAUGAAAGGCCAUUUUUUAAGAUACGGGGUUUUAAGUUGCUUGGCUUUUGUGUAACUGGUAACAAUAAGGUCUCGUUUAUUAACAGUAUGAACUAACCAUGAGCAAUACAUUUGUUACCGUAUUUGUUGAUCUUUGUUAACAUUAGUUAAUCAAAAUAC
Pimephales promelas (fathead minnow) is the source of this 1893-nucleotide messenger RNA. NCBI's taxonomy places the organism in Eukaryota, Metazoa, Chordata, Actinopteri, Cypriniformes, Leuciscidae. The record is from RefSeq and is a predicted model, not a curated record.